Messenger RNA from Xyrichtys novacula (pearly razorfish), 3725 nucleotides. The record is from the annotation of a GenBank genome assembly. Lineage: Eukaryota; Metazoa; Chordata; Actinopteri; Labriformes; Labridae.
UUCAGCUAACGAUUCGGGAAAGUUAUCACGCUUGCUGGGGUGGCUCGCUAAUGCUACCUAGCUUGAUGACAGCUGCUCGAAGUGGAGCUAACUUCGGUACCUUGACCAAAGUUGCAAAGCAGCAUCACGGUGGCAGGUUAACAUUAGCAAAGUCAUACCCCCUCUUGUUUGAGGAAUAGGAUCGGUGUCAUAACAGGCGACACUUUGCAUAUUGCGGUACUAUCCAAACUACUACGCACGAACCACAAGCGUAUCAUGUAAAAUAUUGCCUAUUUGUGAUGUUAUUUUUGCGCUUGCUAAGUUAGCUUGUUAUUUGAAAUAAUAAUGUUGGCGUUACCUCUGAGAGCAGGAAUUGGGAGAAUGUCCUUGCCUUUCACUUCAUGUAUUGCUGGUGAUGUUUUGUAAACGAUCCCGGAGUCUGGUGAGAUCCUUUAGAUAAAUAAUAUCGUCCUAUCGGUCCCAAAAUGUAGCAACUCAUGAAUCCAGGGAUGUGCUCCUGGCCUGAUUGAAACACUCCAGUGCAGCAGGUGGCGCUGUGGAGGAACUGUUCACCUGAGAGCGCAGGAAGCGUACGAGCAGGAAACAGUGAUACCAAGUGCGAUGUACGUUCGUUGAACGGAGAAGUAUUGCACCCGAACGUGGGGAUUUUAAAUGUUUCACUUCACAUAGACAAGCCAAAUCGACUUAUAUCUUCACAAAGCUGACUUGUUGGUGAUCACCAUCGAGUUUCGGACGUCUUUUUGGGAUCUGCACCGAGUGAGUUUUGUCUCUAGUCAGCUGCUUAGCCUUUCGAGCUAAUUGGGGGCUAGUAGUUAGCGAAGGGAAAUUGCAAACAGUUUUUGCUUACCGCUCAUAAACAAGAAAACUUAUAUCGACACGCAACUUUUUUCUUAUCAGGAUUGUCUAACGGGAGAAUGGGGUCAUCUAAGAAACACAAGGAGAAGAGCCGCGACAAGGACGCUGAGGAACGGCGUCGAGAACAUAAGAAACAUCGCCACAAGGACCGGGAAAGGGACGGAUCAGACCGGGAUGGGACCAAAGAGAAGGAAAAACGAAAAAGAUCCAGGUCCAGGGAGAGAAGUGGACGAGAGAGCCGGGUCAAAGGAGAAAGGAGUAGCGGAGAGCCCCGAGUGAAAAAGGAGAAAGUCGAUGCUGAAUAUGAGGAAAGCAGUGCAGAUGUGGCACCUCAAUCUGCGAGCGGAGACGCAUCCCUCAGCAUCAUUGAGACAAACAAACUCCGAGCCAAGCUGGGUCUGAAGCCUCUGGAAAUGAAUGAAAACAAGAAAGAGCUGGGGACCAAAGAGGAGCCGAUUGUCGCUGAGACUAUCAACCCUGUUAUUAUCCAACAACAGAAAGAAUUAAAGGAGAAGCUCGCGGCUUUGAAAGAAAAGCGCAUCCUGAACCAGAAACUGGGAAAAGUCAAGACCCUGGCAGACGAUGACUGGCUGGAUGACACUGCUGCGUGGGUUGAGAAAAGCAGAAAGAUGGCGAAAGAGAAAGAAAUGGCGGAGAAAAGGGCCAAACUUCUGGAGGAGAUGGAUGAGGAGUUUGGUGUCAGCAGUCUUGUGGAAGAGUCUUUUGCACAGAGCAAAAUGGAGUCUUACACGUCAAGAGAUCUUAAGGGACUUAAAGUGCAGCACAAGGUGGAUUCCUUCAAUGAGGGCCAGACUGUCAUCCUGACUCUGCAGGACAAAGGUGUGCUUGAUGAAGAGGAAGAUGUUCUCGUCAAUGUGGGACUGGUAGACAAAGAAAAAGCAGAGAAGAACGUGGAGUUAAAAAAGAAAAAGCCAGAUUACAAGCCGUACGAAGAAGAAGAAAGUGUGGAGGAUAUGGUGACAUUUAAGCCGCACUCUGUGCUUUCAAAGUAUGAUGAAGAAAUUGAGGGUGAGAAGAAAAAGAGUUUCCGGUUGAAUACAGGUGGCUUUGCUGAUGGAGAGCGAGAGCGUGAGCUCCAGGCCAUGAGAGAGGCUUUGAGGAAUCAAGCCCAGUCCUUAGAAAUGCCAGCUCUCACAAUCGCCUCUGAGUAUUACACACCUCAAGAAAUGGUGGGCUUCAAAAAGACGAAGCGCCGUGUGAAAAAAAUCAGGAAGAAAGAGAAGCAAUCAGUCGCUGAUGACCUUCGCCUUGAUGACACCCGCAGCUCUGAUUUUGGGUCCAGGACUCGGGGUCGAGGCCGCAAACAGGCGGAAGAAGACAACGAGGAACUAAAGGAGGCGACGGAGGAGGAGGAGAACAAAUUGACACAAAACAUCCCCCCAUUGUCUGAUGACAUCAGGACAGCAGAAAUGGACAUAAGUGAUGAGGAUGAUGAGGAUGACUUUGCACCUCCUGAGCCAGCUGUAAUCGAAGAGGAUGAGGCAGAGCAGGAGCUGCAGAAGCAACUGGAGAAGCAGAGAAAGCUGAAGCAAAAGCAGCUUCUUAAAGAUUCAGGAGAGAAAGUGGCAGAGCAGAUUCGAGUGCACGCAAGAGGCAACAUUGAAAGUGAUCUUGAGAAGAAAAACAACAUUGUUUUCAACGCCACCUCAGAGUUUUGCAGAGCUUUGGGUGAUAUUCCAACUUACGGACUGUCAGGUAACAGAGAGGACCAAGAAGACAUGAUGGACUUUGAACAGGAGGAGGAGAAAGAUGAUGCAGGAGGGUCAGACUCAGAAAUGGACGAGAAUGUUGGCUGGAGCACCGUAAACUUGGAUGAAGAGCAGAAACAGCCUGAUUUCUCCACAGCCUCUGCUACCAUUCUGGAUGAAGAGCCUAUUGUCAACUCCGGCCUUGCUGCUGCUUUGCUGCUGUGCAAAAACAAAGGUCUGCUGGACACACAAAUGCAGAAGGUAGCCCGAGUCAGAGCACCAAAAGGAGCUUUGCCCAAUGACAACUACUGCAUUGAAGACAAGAUGGGCUUUGAUGACAAAUACAGCCGCCGGGAAGAAUACAGAGGCUUCACUCAAGACUUCAAGGAGAAGGAUGGAUACAAGCCUGACGUGAAGAUCGAGUAUGUGGAUGAAUCCGGCAGGAAACUCACGCCCAAAGAAGCUUUCAGGCAGCUUUCGCAUCGAUUCCACGGGAAAGGGUCUGGAAAGAUGAAAACAGAGAGGAGAAUGAAAAAGCUCGAGGAAGAGGCACUGCUGAAGAAGAUGAGCAGCAGUGAUACUCCUCUGGGGACUGUGGCUUUGCUUCAGGAGAAGCAGAAAUCUCAGAAAACACCCUAUAUUGUGCUGAGUGGGAGUGGGAAAAGUAUGAAUGCAAACACGAUCACGAAAUAAGUUUAGGGUGGAGAUAUUUGUUGAUAUAACAUUUAGUGAAACAUGCACAGACACAUACACAUUUUACACAUCUGCCCACUUACACACACAAACACACCUCCAUAUGUUGUUUUAAGUAACUGAUUUAAUUUUGUGUCCAAUUCAAAAGAACAAAUGUAGUUAAGAAUUGUUCAAUAAAAUGACUUCUAAAGAAAGAAAUAAUCUUUUCUUUGUUUCUUCUUUAUUUUAAAAUACUAAGGUGAAUAGUAAUCCUAAGGGUUAGUUUUAGGGAAUUUGACUUUUUAUUUGAAAACAUACCUACAAAUGUUGUUUACACUUAGCUUUGAUUGGCAUUUUGAUACAUGAUGGGUGCAAUUUGGCAGACGGGGCUCUUUCAAAGAACUAAGAAAAGUUAUUUUGAGCAAGGAAAUGAAGAUGCAAAUUGAAUGUAGCUUAAAGUGUGGUUUAUUAAAUGAAAUGAGAUCAAAA